Messenger RNA from Echinostoma caproni, 867 nucleotides. The record is from the annotation of a GenBank genome assembly. NCBI's taxonomy places the organism in Eukaryota, Metazoa, Platyhelminthes, Trematoda, Plagiorchiida, Echinostomatidae.
AUUUAUGUGAACCGAUUCGCCAGUCGUUUUUGUCAAGGUCUGGACGAUCUGAAGCGGAUCAACGAGUCAAGUGUCGUUCAACCGAUUCUCCUCAAUAUCGACUGUGCCAACGGGAUUGGCAGCAAAGUGUUGGGUCAAUUUCGUCACGAACUUACACGACUGAACUGUCCAGUCAGUUUCAAACUGUACAAUGCUCAAACCAAGCGACGUGAUUGGUUGAAUAAGAAGUGCGGAGCUGAUUUUGUCAAGCUACACUACAAAGCACCAUAUCUGUACGAUCGUGAACCGGGGGCUUUCCCUCUAGACCCCGGUAACCGUUGGGCUACAAUCGACGGGGAUGCGGAUCGUAUUCUCUAUUUCCAUAUCCCGGAUGCACCCGAGUCGACCGGUGAAGCUGGCGACGAACCGCACAUAGUCCUUCUGGACGGGGAUAAAAUCGCCUGUCUGUUUGCGACUAUAAUUAAGCGACUUCUGCCGGAAAAUAAACAGCUUACAAUCGGUGUGAUCCAGACGGCUUAUGCAAACGCAGCCGCCUCACUCUAUUUAGCGAAGAAGGUGGAUGCUAACGGGCAUGGAACUGUGUUGUACUCGCCGUCCGCACUGGACUGUAUCCGAUCUCUGCCUUCGGAUCACCCCCUGGCCGUGUUUGCCAGUCUCACUAACACAACUAUUGGCGAUGCCGUGGCGGAUAUUUUGAUGAUCGAAUACGCUUUGGCUUAUCUCGGUUGGUCCAUGUCUGACUGGGCUGCUCUGUAUACAGAGUUCGCUUCGCGUCAGCUCAAGGUGGCUGUCGAGCGACCGCAUCUCAUUCAGACGGUAGACGCGGAGCGCCGUGUUUCGUGUCCAAUUGCGCUACAGGUUAGUUGA